This is a messenger RNA of Cyprinus carpio (common carp), 1021 nucleotides long. RefSeq names its product insulin-like. NCBI's taxonomy places the organism in Eukaryota, Metazoa, Chordata, Actinopteri, Cypriniformes, Cyprinidae. Gene Ontology annotation, cellular component: extracellular region. The transcript is spliced from 2 exons. Gene Ontology annotation, molecular function: hormone activity. The record is from RefSeq and is a predicted model, not a curated record.
UAUAAAGCUUAAUAGGUGUAAUUAAACAAAGUGGGGGCCAGGAAGAGAAAGGCUGGGAUGACUGGGGUGAGCUGAUAGGGGUAAUUAUUUGUACUGAUUGAAGGUGAUUAAUUGAGGCUAGUUGUUCAGCUCACUGAUGGACCCUCAUAAAACACAGAGUCCAUUAGAAGAGAGAGACAUGCCAGACACACAGAGAGAGAAUAACCCCAGUACUAGUGGGCUGGGAUGACACUUUCACUCUUGACAGGACACAAUCAACCUGACCAGACAGGAAAGAGUUGCUAUUUUUUUGUUUUAAUGAUCUGUAAAGUUUCCUUACAAGGAGAAUGCACAGAUCUGGAUUGCUCCUGCUGUCGCUGUGUGCCAGCUCUCUGGUGACCCACAGCGGCGCGUUCAGGAAGUGAAGGCUGUGCGGGAUUCAGCUCGUGGAAGACAAGGGUGUAAAGAUGAGGAACAGCGCCCCCCUCCUGCGGCAGACUGGAGUGGUCGCUCAGAGUGGAGAGAGAGGCACUGACAGAAGCAGUGAUGCAAAGAGAGGCAUUGUAGAGCAGUGCUGUCAGUUCUACUGUAACAGUUAUGACCUGGAGAAUUACUGUAACACGGAGAAUCUGCCGCAUACACUUCGCCUGAUAAUGACUUUAUUAAUUUAUUUAUUAAUAAGUGUAUUUAUUGAUAAUGACUUUAUUAAUGCCAUUUAUUAUAAUGGCAUUAUUUAAGUACUGCCGGUUUGGGAUAUGGUAAGCCUGUUUGGAUGAUACCAUUGACAUAUAUAGCUACAGCUGUGAAUGAAGGAUCGCUUGAAAUAUUACACAAUGGGCAUGUUUAGGAUUAAAAUGUUUGCAUAUACGGACUGUUUUUGUUUGUGUUGCACAAAACAAAGGCUAGGAUGUUAGAAUGUUUAUUGUAGGCCUAUAUACACUUAUUAUAUUCAUGUAACUCAAACAGUAAAAGCAUGUCACUAGCAACACCGAGGAGGUGGGUUUGACACCCAGGGAAUGCAUGAACUGACAAAAGUGCAUAG